AUGGCUUUCGACGAACUAAACGACAAAAUCACCCCGGCAAACCCCAGUCGCGAAGUGUCGCCAAACCGUGGAUCUUCUGUGCAUCAAUCGGCCGCUAUUCCGAAGCCCUGCAAACCCUUGCGACAAUGGCAACAAGAAAACAACAUUGACCGCAGCGCACAGAUCAAACUCACCAAGCUCGUGCACAUGCGCUACCAGCACCCAGAUAUGGAUGAAAUCACCCAGUUCCUGCGCGACUUUGGCAUGAGCGUAGCGCAGAAAUCAGAGGGCAAGAAAUGGUUCAAGGGCUACGGCGACGACCAGUACGUCUACUACGCGCAGCAAGGCGAGAAGAAGUUUCUGGGGGGUUGCUUCGAAGUUGAAAGCUAUGCCGAGCUCGAGAAAGCCUCCAAAGUCCCAGGCGCAAGUCCAAUUCAAGAGUUGACCGAUGCUCCCGGCGGGGGCUUCAUGGUCACCUUGCACGACCCCGAAGGUUUCCCGAUCAACCUGAUCCACGGACAAACCAAGCGCGAACCCGGACCUUUUCCAGAGAUUCUAACCACAAACUAUGAGCACGAAAAACCACGGGUUGCGCGGUUCCAGCGCUUCAAGCCCGGUCCGGCGGCCGUGCACAAACUAGGUCAUUAUGGUCUUUGCGUGCAGAACUUCCAGGAGGAAAUGCAAUGGUACACCCGAACAUUCAACAUUGUACCCACCGACUUCCUAUAUGUCCCCACAAACACCUCGUCAGAUGACACUUCUUCUCCGUCAUCUCCACAGCAAAAGGACGUGGCAAUAUUUGCGCACCUCGAUCUAGGCCCUGGAUACACAGACCACCAUACCAUUUUCCUAUCGUCGAAUCCAACGUCACAUGUGCAUCAUUGCAGCUUCGAGGUGCACGACUUCGACACGCAGAAUCUGGGGCAUGAGUGGUUGGCGCAGAAGGGGUACAAGAGCGUCUGGGGUGUGGGCAGGCAUAUCUUGGGAAGCCAGUUGUUCGACUACUGGUGGGAUACAACAGGUAAUAUGAUUGAGCAUUAUGCAGAUGGGGAUCUAGUGAACGAGGACACGCCGGUAGGAUGGGGCGAAGCGGGAGACGAAAGUUUGGCUGUUUGGGGACCCGAGGUGCCUAUGUGGUUUCUGGAUUGA
Exserohilum turcica Et28A is the source of this 1128-nucleotide messenger RNA. RefSeq lists its product as uncharacterized. NCBI's taxonomy places the organism in Eukaryota, Fungi, Ascomycota, Dothideomycetes, Pleosporales, Pleosporaceae. The transcript has 2 exons. Gene Ontology annotation, molecular function: methylmalonyl-CoA epimerase activity. The coding region runs from base 1 to 1128 and encodes 375 amino acids. The record is from RefSeq and is a predicted model, not a curated record. Gene Ontology annotation, biological process: L-methylmalonyl-CoA metabolic process. Gene Ontology annotation, cellular component: mitochondrion.